Molecule: messenger RNA, 2481 nt
Organism: Poecilia latipinna (sailfin molly)
Lineage: Eukaryota; Metazoa; Chordata; Actinopteri; Cyprinodontiformes; Poeciliidae
Product: zinc finger protein OZF-like
Exons: 2
Coding region: 326-1699 (457 amino acids)
Biological process (GO): regulation of transcription by RNA polymerase II
Molecular function (GO): DNA-binding transcription factor activity, RNA polymerase II-specific; RNA polymerase II cis-regulatory region sequence-specific DNA binding
Source: RefSeq, a predicted model, not a curated record
AUUUAUUUAAAGUAAUUUGUGAAAUAAAACCCACCGUUUUAGGGAUUACAUGGUUAAGAAACGUGAUAAUGUUACAAAUAUCUUUAAAAUGUCCUCUUCGGUCAUAUUUUAGUCCGUUUUCUCGUUAAUAUGCGAGAGCGAUGCGCGCUCCCGCGACAGGGGAUGCAAUUUUGGGCAGGCAUGCGUUUCUGGGCAUAACACCGUUCGCGCGGCUUCAAACGUCAUAUCCUGCUCCAAGCAACAAAAACUUUGAUACACGCUUAUCAACAAACUGUUAGCUUGUGUUGAAGAAACAUUCACAGACCUGAAAGAAAUCGACGUCUAGAUGGAGGAAGAGAUGGAGGGUCAGCGCAGACUGCUGGAUUUUACCCGGAUACCGAAGAUCAUCUUACACCGGAUAGAUCUCCAACGUUGUUGCAUUUGUAAAGAGGAAGGGAUUCUAAAUGAGUUUAGCCACCAGGAGGGGAACUCCACUUUAAAAGAAGAGGAACCAGAACCUCUGCAGAUAAAACAGGAGCAAGAAGAACCAGAACAUCAACAGUUCAAAGAGGAAGAGAAGCCACUCUGCAUCAGUCAGGAUGAGGAGCAUCUUGUGCUGAAACAGAAGACUGAUGACAUUUUGGUGAUUCCUUCUAAUUUGCAAAUAAUGCACAAUGAAACAGAACCACAGAGGAACCAACUCAUUUCUCAUGACUCUGCUGAGGAUGAAAAUCAGGAUCAGGAAAGAAGCAAAUCUGAAGACCCAAGAAACAGAGAUGAGAAGCAGAAACGAGAUGAAAUAUGUCAGAAAACCAAACAUCAGAAAGGUAAAACUGAGAGUUCAAAACAAAAAACACACAAGAAAGUUCAUCCAGACCAAAAAUUAUAUUCUUGUAAAAUUUGUGAUGAAUCCUUUAAUCAGGCAAGUUUAUUGACAACACACAUGAGAACUCACAUGGGCAAAAAGCCCUUCACAUGUUCAACUUGUGGAAAAAGUUAUGGCCACAAGGGUGGAUUAAUUUAUCAUAUGAAAGUUCACUCAGGUGAGAAACCUUUCUCAUGUGGGACCUGUGGAAAAAGUUUCAUAACCAAAUCUAAUUUAGUUGAUCACAUGAGGAUUCACACAGGUGAAAAACCUUUCUUAUGUGUGACCUGUGGCAAAGGUUUCUGCAGUCAAAUCAAUUUAACUCAUCACAUGAGGACUCAUACAGGUGAGAUGCCUUUUUCAUGUGGGACCUGCGGAAAAAGUUUCAGAAACAGAAGUGGUUUAUCUUGGCACAUAACGAUGCAUACUAAUGAGAAGCGUUACUCUUGUGAGACAUGUGGUAAAAGGUUCAGUCAUAAAUACACUUUAACUCGUCACAUGAUAACUCAUACAGAUGAGAGACCUUUCUCAUGUGGGACCUGUGGAAAAAGUUACAAAAUCAAAACUGAUUUAAUUGGCCACAUACAGAUACAUACGAGUGAGAAGCUUUUCUCUUGUGGGACCUGUGGAAAAAGGUUCAGCCAUAAAAGGUAUUUAACUUCCCACAUGAGGACUCAUACAAGAGAGAAACCAUUUUCUUGUGGGACUUGUGGAAAAAGUUUCCGUCAAAAUGGCAAUUUAACUGUUCACAUGAGGAGUCACGCAGGCAAGAAGCUUUUCUUAUGUGGGACUUGUCAAAAAGGUUUCAGUUAUAAGAGCAAUUUAACUCGUCACAUGAGAACUCAUACAGAAUGAACAGCAUAAUCAGACCCUCAAGUACCAAAACACAAUAUCUCACAGUUUGGAAUCAGACUAAUUACAGCUGAGUAACAUUUCUAUAAUGUAGCAGUUUAGUGAAGAAAAGCAUUUAAAACAGGACAUUUAUCUAAAACACUAAACUUUCACUUUAUUUUGUCAGUUUUUUUCAUUUAAAAGGGUUUUUGAGAUAUUAAGCAUUACGAAGAUAAGCAUGCAUUUUAAAUGUUUUUUUGUCUACUGAGAUAUUAAUAGUCUGUUUAUCUCUUGAAGUAACGAUGGAUUUGGAUUCUUUCAGAUUUAGACUUGAAAGCUGUCAUUGUAUGUCUAUUCAUUGUACUUAUUGUUUUAUUUUAUUAAUUUUGGUCAGAGAAUGCACAGUAACUGUUACUGUUGGUGUAAGUAUAUUCAGAUUCAAGUUUUUAUUCUGGAGUUGAAUCUUAAUUCAUUUUCAUUUCUUUCUCAAGUUUCUGAUUCAGGGAGAAAAAAAUUGUUGAUUGUAUGAUAGAAACAAUUCAGAUGUUACUGACUUUUGCAAAGUUAUGAUGAAACCUGAGAUGUUUUCCUUUUUUGUUAAAACAUCUGCAUUGACUUUAUUCUUGUUAAGUUGACUGAACUGAAAAGUCAUUUAUACCCAUGUUAGUUUUUUUGUUUUUUUAUCUGUAACACAGUAUUUGUUCGAGAAGGUUUUUAUUUUUCUGUGUUGAUGUAGAUUCAGAUAGAAAUGUGACUAGCAAAAACUGUUUCUAUAUCAUUCUUAUACAAAAGGUUUUUUUUAACCA